AGCGCGGAGGGGCGGGAGGGAGCGGUGCCUGUGUCCAGUUUCCCGCCGCACGUGCUGUACCUGGUGUAGCAGACGAUUCAACACACGUCACAGCGGUGCCAAGAGUCUGCUGCGAAGUGCAUCCUGUCCUGCGCACGCGCACACCUCACUUAUGAGAUUGCGUGGUAUAAAUUGAUGCGGCCGGCCUAUGGUGUGGUAGUGUGAGUCUAAUGAUACUUGGGAUAUGGUGCUUCCUAAACGGAGAGGUACUCGGUCAAUGGACACGUAUACCAUGGCAACACGUGUCCUCCUCGCCACACUCGCUCUCGCGCUGAUGGCAAGGGCUACGUCGGGAAUGAUGGAUAUUACAGCUUUUGAGUACAUUCGGAAGUUCUCGGAUCCCCUCGAUCUCGGCGAGUGCCCACGGCGGGAGGUUCCGAUUAACAACGGCAAGGGAAGUCACGGGCUAGAGCGUCUCCGAUGUUCUCAAAGGAAAUUUGGCAAUGUGACAUCUCUGACCAGACCCGUCCACAGCAAGAGGAACGCCGCCAUCUCCACCCCAAACGACAUCAUCGCCUACCUCGGUCUCUGUGGGGGAGAAGCGGCGUCUUUCCUUGGUAUCCUCAACAACGGGGACUGUGUUGCAAUUGAGAUAGCAAGCAAGUUGACGUUCAACGAGAAGACAAUGAUCCGAGCUUACGUUGAAUAUUACAGAAAGAGUCUAGACAUUUUAGAAAAUAACAUAUGGCCAAGUAACAACAUAGAGUCCAAGAAUGAUGGGAAAUACUACCUGAAAAACAUCAGCUAUGGCACCUUGGAGAUAAUCAUAGUCCAGUUCCGGUUCCGGACGCGGAAGGAGACAAUGAAAGCCAAGGAAAUUAGUUCACCGAAUUCUCUGAUGUCCGUUUACAUGGAAACCGUACGGAGGGAAGUUGGAACCCUGGCUAACCUACUUAUAAUCAGACUGUCAACGGCAGGAAAGGGACACUACCACACCAAGACGUUCAAGAGCGGACAGUAUGCGCAUGCGCUGCGAUAUGUGCAGAUCAUGGAGGGUGAAAUCAAGCAUUUACGUGAUGAAAUUGACCAUGACAAGAUUGCGCCUCACCUUCGAUACAGCCUCUACCCCUUUGAGACACAGCAUAAAGCACAGAGUCGACUCGCCCACCGACAGAGCCUCGAGAUGUGGGAGAAAACCUCUGUCCUUGAGGUCACCCUCAGACAGUCCACCAAGAUCGGGAGAAAAGCAUCCAAACGGUGCAGGAAAGUACACUCGCAGCUCUGCAAACGGGUUCGGGAGCUGCUACGAACCUUGAAACGUACACAGAGGAUGAUCCACAGGUCAAGGUCACGAUGGAUGGAACUGAAGGGGUUUGAAAAGGAGAAGGCGUCGAAGACGUCAACCGACGUCAACAGGUACAGCAACGCCAUGAAACGAUUGGCUAGACUGGUGAGGAAGUGGUGGAAGACGGAGAAGUUUGAGAGGUUGAAGAGGAGGAAACAGCGAAAAAACCAAACAGGAGUCGAAGGUCGAAACAGGAUGCUUCCUCCCAAACUGCCUUAAAACUGACAUAUGGGUACAGGGUCAUGGAACAAGGUCAAGGCCAGCUUGUCAUGGCGGAGCUGGCUUCGCUGUGUCAAGUUUGGCAGCAGCUUCCGGUGAAACGUAGCAGUUAUGGCGACCCCCGCCAAGAUGUAAGUUGCUGCUUUGCCAAAUGGAAAUUGGAAACAUAAUCAAGAUACAUAACGUGUUAGUUUCCUUAAGGUAUUUAACAUCAGAAAUACCCUCCAAUCACCGUGAGACAAGCUACAAGUUACGGUGUGACGAGCCGUGGGAAGAAAGUGGUGUGUAGAGUUGACGGCGGGACACGUCAGGGUGUGCUUCCAGUAGGACAAGUGGAUGUGAUACGUUGGCUUUCGCUGUCCAUCAAUAGUAAUAUCCUGUUACAGUUAUUCAAUUUUAUAUUAAUGUAUAAUAUGAUCAUUUCUUUAAUGCAUUAUUCUCAGCUAUGGUGUAUGAUUAUACGCGUGCUGUAUAAAACGUAACGUCAGGUCAAGGUCACGGCAAUAGCUUGUACAUAUUUUAUAGAGUGUAUGUAAAUAAUGUAUAUACUUGUUACUUCGUUUAUGGUCGCAAAUAUUAAUAACGCACAUCUCCAUUACCAGUUAACGGUCAGUUCACACGAUGCGGGUCAGUGGGUAGAGACAGUUUUUCGGUCAUUCAAAUUUUAAAUAACGUAAAAUUGGUUAUGAAUAGGUAAAAAUAUACAUACAUAUCGAACUCUAAUAGGGCCAUUUUCGGUUGAGACAAGCGCUUUUGUAAAUGGUGGAAAUUAAGAAAUGAUAUUCCGUUCUUUUUACAGAAAUCGUAUCUUUACGUUUGAUUGUGAAGUCAAAAAAGUAAAUAUGAAGUUUCGUAUUUUACUAUUUUAUGUACGGUGUUAUACAGUAAUUCUUUCAUCAACAAAAGCCUUAAUUUUCGUCACGAGUGAAGUAUUUCUUAAUAUAUUUUUCAAGAUUCAUGUUACACAUUAUUUUAGUACCAAAUAAACUAUAUUUUCAUAUUAAUAUUAAAGGAAUAUAUAAUAAUUCGCCAAAAUUUGUCAACUAUUUUCAGUGUGUUUAUCUUGCGCUUGUCACAAUACCCUUGUAUAUAGCACGUACGUGACAUGCUACCGUGCGACCAAUUGCGUCCUGGCCAGUAUGGGGACACAUACGGGCACCUCAGUAAACUCGUGCUUGGGUGAGGUCCCUGACUGGUCGUUUUAGCUGUGUCAGCAAUUUGUUGAACUCAUGUAAAUAAGUUUGUUGAUGAUUAUAUUGAUUAUAUUGAUGAUAAUAUAUACCUCGUUGUUACUUUUCUGGUUGUAAAUAAAUAGUUCAGGCUAGUACCUUUCUGUUAUCUUCGUAUUGCAAAUAAAUUGCGUAAUUUCCUGA
This is a messenger RNA of Haliotis rubra (blacklip abalone), 2916 nucleotides long. RefSeq lists its product as uncharacterized. Lineage: Eukaryota; Metazoa; Mollusca; Gastropoda; Lepetellida; Haliotidae. Bases 224 to 1543 code for a protein of 439 amino acids. The record is from RefSeq and is a predicted model, not a curated record. The transcript has 7 exons.